AUGCCUUCCCCAGGUUACCGCACUAUGAUGACUCGGACCAGAACCGCGUCAUACUCGAAUCUCGAGCGCCUUCCUUUAUUGGCACUUGAACUGAUCUGCGAGCACGUUUCAAGCUGCAACUCUGGACAGCGCAGCCUCUUCGCAUUCUCGCUCACCAGUAAGCGGUGCUCUGCCGCGGCAGCUAGAGAGCGUUUCAAGCAAGUCCAUAUCGCGCCACAGGAUCAACAACAGCUUGAACAGGUCCUGGCACGGUGCAACGAACUUUUCCAAGUCGACGAGCGAACCCAAUAUGUGCGACGCGCAAGGAUCUCUGGACAAGUCACAUUCGAGGCUGGGGGAGUAAAUCAGUACUUCCGGGACAUGCAAUUGCAUGCCUGGGCUAAUCCGGAUGACAACGACCAUGAUGAAGAGAAUAGCUUCUGGAAAUCAACAUCGCUCCAGUAUUUUGAAGGCUCUGAGCCUGCCUGCACUCAAGCAAACAAAGCAAGGGGAAACGAAGCAUGGAAGCCCGUUGCACAGUUCCUGGCGAGUCUCACAGGGCUCAAGGACCUCUACUGGGCAUCCACCGACCAAGUUCCCCGCUGCAUAUUAGAUAUGCUGCGCACCAACUUGCCUGGAUGUCGCCUCCACGUUCACACGUUCAGUCUCCGCAGCCUAUACCAGAAGCGAGGUCAGCUUCAUGAUGUGGACGUUGAUGAGGGCUGCUUCAAACUUAAGAUCGGUGUGUAUGUGGCACAAGCUCGCAGGGAACUCCCUGCAAUUACUCGAAGCAAUGCGUUUACCCCGCCCAGCGUGGCAGGGGUUCUUCGCGGAAAAAAGCCUUCAGACCUCGCAGGCUCGUUUGUGGAAUAUUUCACUGGAGGCGUGGGCUCGAUACUCCCCCAAUGGCUACAGAACUGGGCUAUUCACGCGAACUUCAAGGAGUUGCGCUCGCUUGACCUGGGUAUAAGAAUCGAAAGGCAAAGCCUCCAAACUCUAACCCGAAUGGCAGAAGACGGUAAUUUUAAAAGGCUCCAAAAACUUUCUUUUCUUGGAUUCACAGAUAUUGCCGGCAAUGAUGCAGACAUAGCAUUCAGCCAUCUUCUAUCUGUUUUGCCUCCUCUUACAAGCCUCACCGAUGAAACCCCUAGCGGAGAAGAGGAAGAGCGGAGCGCGGGCAGUAAAGCGACCUUCAUACCCAUACUAGAGCGCCAUGGGCCCUCCUUACAAAAUUUCAAAUCGCAGAACUGGUUCACUUAUGAGGACGUCCAGAAAUUCCGCCAGCGAUGCUCCAAUCUGCGCGAGCUACAUGUGAAGCUCCAGCACACCGAGCACGAUAAAGAAGACAAAAGGAUAUACCAGGUUUUAGGCUCUCACCCGCGUAUGGAGAAACUCACAGUAACGCUUUAUAACCCGUACCCGCCAGACGAAGAAGGAAACGACCUUCCACCCGGGUCUUACAACGUAAACAAAAAAAUUUCGCCCCAGCAUCUGCGCUCCGCUUUCAUUACCAGAGCCAUGGACGUACAACGCGCUCAAUCCUUGUUCCAACUCAUACUCGCAGCCAAUCGUGCCGCCCGACCAGGCGUCAUACCAUCAUUUCGAUACCUCAAAUUGCGCUCUGUUGGUGACGGACAACCUUGGAACGACUUCGAACGGCUAUUGGAUUGGGUUGGACGCAGCUGGGUUUGUGAGCGAAGGUUUGCUGAUAUAGACAAUGGUGAUGUGAUUGUGAGGGAGAUUAGGAUGCGCGAGAGGCUGCAACUGAAGGAAAGCAUGGGAGAGGCUAGGGAUGAAAGACAAUUGUGGGAAGAGAUCUGGCCGGAGGCGAAGGGGAGGAGUGAUUGGGUGGACGUGUGGCAUAGUUUUCCCUUCAGUCUGGAUUUGUAG
Molecule: messenger RNA, 1869 nt
Organism: Lindgomyces ingoldianus
Lineage: Eukaryota; Fungi; Ascomycota; Dothideomycetes; Pleosporales; Lindgomycetaceae
Exons: 2
Coding region: 1-1869 (622 amino acids)
Source: RefSeq, a predicted model, not a curated record